GAAAAACGCAGCUAGCGGCGUAAGACCACUAGAAGCCAGAGGAAGCCGACCAAAGGCCUGGCUGGAGGAGCGCGAGACCACGAGGAUAAUUGUGCGUUACGCCGCAUUGUUAUAAUCCGUAACAGCGCUCACCACCGCUGCGAGGAAACGCCUUCGGCCGGGAGCCAGCCCUCCACCAAAAAAAGGAGACCCAGUUUCGCGGAGCCAUGCAGGGCGGCUACCCGGGGCAGAUGCCGGGCCAGAUGCCCGGCCAGAUGCCGAUGAUGCCCGGUCAGAUGCCCGGCCAGAUGCCGAUGCAGAUGCCCGGUCAGAUCAAUCAGCAAGCGAACCAGCACCGGCCGCCGACGGACGCGGCGAGCCGCCGGUCGUCGAUCUCGGCGCUCGACGCGCUCGCGCGGCCGGCGCCGCCGGCCGGCGGCAUGCCCGGCUACGGCAUGCCCGGCGCCAUGCCCGGCUACGGUAUGCCGGGGCAGAUGCCCGGCGCGAUGCCGGGAAUGAUGCCUGGGAUGAUGCCGCCCCGGCCCAUGAUGCCUGGGCAGAUGGGCAUGCCGCCGAUGGGCAUGCAGAUGCCCAUGGCGCCGCCGCAGAUGAUGCCCGGGAUGCCGCCGGCCAUGCCCGGAGCCAUGCCGGGAGCCAUGCCGGGAGCCAUGCCCGGCGCCAUGCCCGGCGCAAUGCCCGGCGCCAUGCCCGGCGCGAUGCCCGGCGCCAUGGGCGCGCCGCCGCCGCGGCCGUCGCCGCCGAAGCCGGCCGGCCCGCCGCCGAUCCCCCAGUACACGCCGUCGCAGCCGCUCCCGCCGAAGCCCCAGAUGCCCGGCGCGCUGAACGUGGCGCCGCCGGCACCCGCGGCGCCGGCCGUGCCCGGCCUGCUCCAGCCGACGCCGCUCGCGCCGCCCGCGCCCGCGCCGCAGCCGACGGGCGCCGUCGACCUCUUCGGCUUGCCCGUCGCCGCGCCGCCGCCCGCACCUCCGGUAGCGCCGGCGCCGCCGCCGCAGGAGGAGAGCUGGGGCCUCGACGGCCUCGACCUGAGCGCCGGCCCCGCGGCGCCCGCGCCCGCGCCUCCGUCAAGGCAGAAGAGCAACGACUGGCCCGCGCCCUCCGGCGUGGACCCCGCCGUCUGGGCGCAGCUGCCCGAGGCCAUGCAGCGCGAGAUCCUGAUGCAGCGCGGCGGCGACCCGCACGCCGACUCGGCGACGGCGGCCGUGCCGCCGCCGCGCGCGCCGCGCGCGAGCGGCGCCGACGCCUACCGCUCCCAGAAGCACAGCGAGGCGCCGGCUCAUUCGACACACGGCGUCGUGCAGAUCGAAUGUUUGGCGCGGUGUUCCCUACGCACCCUAAAAACGAAAGUGUGGAAGCCGAGCGUGGUCAUCAUCAAGGGCCACCGCGAACUUUUGGUGUUUCGCAACUCGUCGGACUGGGCGCAGUACCGCACGGCGAGCGUCCACCGCGGCGGCGACAUCGUCCAGGCGAUGAAGGCCGUGACGCCGCUCAUCAAGCUGCACGUCAUGCUGAGCGCCGUCCACGUGACGGACGAGGUCAAGGCCAAGGAGUACAAGACCUUCGGGCCCUUGCACCAUUUUACACUCUCCGAAACGGGCGCGGAGGGCAAGGAAAAAGUGAUCGCCAAGUUCGCGUCGCGCGGCGCGCGCGAGUGCUUGGAUUUGCGCUCGGCCAUCAACGCCGGCAUCCGCAACGCGCGCGGCGGCGGCUCCUUCCGGUCUUCGGGCGGCGACGCGACCGGCCGCUACUCGUGAAUUGACCGUCCUCCCCCCCCCCUCCCCUUUUAAGUUCGGUUCGAGUCUUACAACACUACUCGUCGAAGCGCUUGCCACGGCCUA
Messenger RNA from Pelagomonas calceolata, 1835 nucleotides. The record is from the annotation of a GenBank genome assembly. NCBI's taxonomy places the organism in Eukaryota, Pelagophyceae, Pelagomonadales, Pelagomonadaceae.